UCGGGCCACGUGAGGGGCGAGUCACGCGAUUUCCGGGAACCCGUCAGGAAGGGACAUAAACAAACAAACCCGGGGCCGCAUGGAGGGGCCGGGCCGGGCCGCGCGGGGCCGCGGCCCCCGCUGAGCGCCAAGUCGACAAACAGAAAAGCUCCGUUGGGGUGAACUGAAGUUAUCCUAAGGAAAAAUUUCAUUGCAUGGACAGUGUAAACUCCCUAAGACUGAAGUAAAGCUGGAAAGGAAUCUACAAGUGAAUAAAACAAGAAGUUUGGAAUUGGAUUUGGGGAAUCUGGGCUUGGAAAUGCCUCAGCCCAGUGUGAGUGGAAUGGACCCUCCUUUUGGGGAUGCCUUUCGGAGCCACCUGUUUUCAGAGCAGACUCUGAUGAGCACGGAUCUCCUGGCGAGCAGCUCGGAUCCCGACUUCAUGUAUGAGCUGGACAGAGAAAUGGACUAUCAGCAAAGCUCCAGGGACAACUUGCUUUUCAUGGAGGACUGCAAAGACCUUGAGAACUUGGAGUCUUUUACAGAUGUCCUGGACAAAGAAGCUGCUUUCACCUCCAAGUGGGAGCAGUGGGAUACCUACUGUGAAGACCUAACUAAGUACACUAAAUUAACCAGCUGUGACAUCUGGGGAACAAAAGAGGUGGAUUACCUGGGCCUUGAUGACUUUUCAAGCCCAUACCAAGAUGAAGAGGUGAUAAGCAAAACACCCACACUGGCUCAGCUGAACAGCGAGGACUCCCAGCCUGUCUCAGAUUCACUCUACUACCCUGAUUUGCUCUUUAGUGUAAAACAAAACCCUUUAAACUCUUUGUUGCCUGGCAAAAAGAUGGCGAGCAGAGCAGCGGCGCCGGUCUGCUCCUCCAAGAACGUUCAGGCCGAGGCCGCGCUGUCGGACUGUGCCCAGAAGGCCAGCAAGCCUGGCAGCCAGCCUGCUUCCAGUGCACAGAUCAUGGCCAAGACCAACGUGUACAGCAGCGAGAAGGUGAACCUUCACGUGGAAUGUAAAGACUAUGUUAAAAAAGCAAAAGUAAAGAUCAACCCCUUGCCGCAGAGCAGGCCGGUGCUGAGCCAGGCGCACGCUGACGCAGCCAAGGAAAACACCUGCUACUGUGGGGCUGUAGCAAAGAGACAGGAGAGAAAAGGACUCGAGUCCCCCCAUGGUCACAGUACAACUCCUGGUUUGCCUUUUAAAGAGACUCAAGAGCUGCUCCUCAGCCCUCCCCAGGAGAGCCCAGGGCUGGCCGUGGGGGAGAGCAGCCUUUCCGCCAGCGCCUCCGUGUCGGACUCCUCGCAGAAAAAAGAAGAGCACAAUUAUUCUCUUUUUGUAACAGACACUUUGGGUGAGCAGUCAGUCAAAGCAGAGCCUGAGGAAGAGGAGGAGGAUGAGGAUGAUAUUGAAGAUGAGGACCACGAUGAAGGCUUUGGCAGUGAGCACGAGCUGUCUGAGAACGACGAUGAGGAGGAAGAUUACGAGGAUGAUAAGGAUGAUGACAUCAGUGAUACCUUCUCAGAACCAGGGUAUGAAAACGAUUCUGUGGAGGAUUUAAAAGAAAUGACUGCAAUAUCCUCUCGGAAAAGAGGCAAGCGGAGAUACUUCUGGGAGUACAGCGAGCAGCUGACGCCGUCCCAGCAGGAGAGGAUGCUGAGGCCAUCCGAGUGGGACAGGGACACCCUGCCCAGCAACAUGUACCAGAAGAAUGGGCUCCACCAUGGAAAAUAUGCAGCAAAGAAGUCACGGAGGACUGAUGUAGAAGACCUGACUCCCAACCCCAGAAAACUCCUCCAGAUUGGUAACGAGCUGAGGAAGCUGAAUAAGGUGAUCAGUGACCUGACACCUGUCAGUGAACUUCCCUUAACUGCCAGACCCAGGUCAAGGAAAGAAAAGAACAAGUUGGCUUCCAGGGCUUGUAGGCUAAAAAAGAAAGCCCAGUAUGAAGCCAAUAAAGUUAAACUCUGGGGUCUCAACACGGAAUAUGAUAAUUUACUAUUUGUCAUCAACUCCAUUAAACAAGAAAUAGUUAAUCGGGUGCAGGUACCUAAAGAUGACAGAGGAAUCAACAUGGAACAAAAGUUGAACAUACUUAUUAAAGACACUCUUGGACUUCCUGUAGCUGGGCAGACGUCGGAGUUUGUGAACCAGGUGCUGGAGAAGACAGCGGAGGGAGACCCCACGGGCGGCCUGGUGGGGCUCCGGAUACCCAUGGCCAAGGUGUAGGGCAGGACUGGAGCUGUCUGGGGCAGGUUCUGCCUGUGCUGCCGAGUUCCUCCUUGUAAAUGGCAUCCUGGUCUGCAUGUCAGCUUAGCAUUCUGUCAACACUCACCUGUAGGUUCCAUUGCUUUCAAUAACAGUGUAGGAAAACAAAUCACGGCGUGGUAGGAAAUGCCGCGGAGCAUUUUUGGACCAUAAACCAGAUAGUUUCAAAGCUGCUUCAAGCUCAAGGGCAGAAAUGAGAGUUCUCUUUCAAAUGAUCUAGGACCAGAAUAUAUCACUUUUGUUUUCAAAGCAAAAACAUGGGUUUGCUAGAGAAAAUAUUUUAGCAUUUGCCAGACAUUGUGACAGGUUUAUGGUCCAAGUGAAGUAAGAGGAAGCAUUUUUUUGGUGAAGCUGUCAAUGUAGGAAGUUUUUUGUUAUUUUUUAAAUUUUAUUUUUAAAUAAUUGGAUUUUCUUUUCUUGUUCUUUAAAAAAAAACAGUAAGCUUUCUUUGCAACCAUUAACUUGUACAUAGCACACGCAGCAUUAGAGCUAGUGUGCCAUAUAAGACUUUAAUUUUCUGAGCUUAAUAGAGUAUUUAAAUGUCUGUGCAAGCAAGAGAAAAAAAAAGUAUAUUCUUUGUGCCUUGUAUUUUGUGAGGAGAGCUAUCAGUAUAAGCUGGUAAAGUUUUGUAUGAAGAAAACCCUGAGGGGCAAAACCGAGCUGUAUAGAUGGCGAGAUUUUAGGUUUUAAUGUAUUUGUUCCAGCUCUUAAAAAUUUUUGAAUGUAUAUAGGAAUAUGUUGAAAAUGUAGAUAUAUGCCACAGAGUCUAUGUAUUGUAUAAAAGAUGGCUCUAGAAAACUCAAUUUCGGUACUUUGGCCGGAAGAAAACAAAUACUUGCACAUUAAUGCGAUUGUUUAUUUUUGUACCAAAGACAAAUGCAACUGAUAUGGCGAACUGCCAGUCUAAGUAAAGUUUUGCACAGCUUAUAUGAUACUGUACUGAAUGUAAAAACAAAAGAAAAAAAGAAAAAAAAUUAAAGGUCAGGGUUAGGGAUCUUACUGAACUGUGAAUUUUUUUGUUUGGGUCCAAUUAUCUACAGAAGGAGCAUUCAUACAUAACAAUAUUAUUUUGCUGUUCUUGUAGUUCGCUUCCAUGGUAGAUAAGUUGGUGGCCGUCUUGGAGUCUUUAAAUCUUUUUUCUCUGCACUUACUGUAGGAGAUUUUAAUAUAUUUGGAUUUUAGUAAGCUAUUGGUAAAAUAGUUUUCGACUUUGAGAAUUUAAAAAAAAAAGUAUUUAGCUUGUUGUAGUAUACUUCCACCAAACAACCAAAAUAAAAUUAUUUUUAUUGUAACGUGUAUAUAUGUAAAGAGAAAAAAAAAGAGCUACAAAUAUCUAAUUCCUUAGUUGCCACUUUUCCAGUUGAUGUAUUAUUAUGCAUGUGAUGUUUCCAAGGAUCAACACAGGCUUCAAACAAAACAAAAAAAUUUAUAGACUUUUAUAUUUUUGUACAGGUAUUUCGAAACUAGCUUCUUCAGACUUAUAUGUGACUUAUUCUUGUUAAUUCAGUAGUUUCUAUGAUUGAAGAAUAUUAACACAAAGUUCUUAUUUGCUCUUCUGCUAAUAAGAGUUGGCUUUGUAGUCAGUGUUAACGUACAGAUUAAAAGCUUUAGCCUUUGAUGAGAAAGUCCUUUAUCUCAAGGCAAGAUCAUUCUCUGGUUUCAUGGACCCCCCUCCUUUUCCUCCCUGUUCUUUCUCUCCCUAUUUAAAGAUGACAAAACACUGUUUACUGAAAAUAGAAAUACCAAAUAUUUUCAAAUGUAGCUGCUGAAAAAAAGAAAAUGCAAAAGUCCAUGAAGGCUUUUCCCCCACUCCCUUUGGGGAACUUCUCCACUUCGUUUCUAGUUUGUCUGAGUUUGUUUGUACUGUGAUUCCUUUUUGUUUAUAAGUAGAUUAUUUUUAUAUCCGAGCUUGUACUAUAAGAGAAAAAAAGCCUGAAUUGGUAACAGUGCAGGAGGAGUGGCUGCUGAAAGUGCUGGCCCUGCCACACUCACAGCUUCCUUUGUACCUAAAUAUUUUGGAAAACUCAAAAGGGAGGAAGAGGCCAAAAUACCACUACUGAGCUGUACAGAAAGUCUUUCCUACAAGAGACUGAACAAAUACCCAGGGCAAUUCAGGCAAAACUUUGUAAAUCCACUUAAGGCUUGCAAAAUCUGAGUGGAAUGUGGGUGUUUUUCUUUGUGGUGGUGGUGGUGGUGGUGUUCAGGUGAGGUGAGAGUUGGCUGCUGCUUUCCACAGUGGGUCUGGUGUAUUCCUCUUGUUCUCGUGGAGCUGCCCAGGGCCCCAAAAACCCUGAGAGAGAAUGUGUCCUGUGAGGUGCAGGCUGUGCCUGAGCAGGGCUGGAGCUGCCUAGGGCCCCAAAAACUCUGAUAUAAAUGUGUCCUGUGAGGUGCAGGCUGUGCCUGAGCAGGGCUGGAGCUGCCCAGGGCCCCAAAAACUCUGAUCUAGAACGUGUCCUGUGAGGUGCAGGCUGUGCCUGAGCAGGGCUGGCACACAGAGCUCGUCCCUGUGCUCCAUCCAAACCCUGCAGGCGAGGCAGCAUCUGAGCAUUGAGAGAGAGCGGUUUCAAAUCAGGUAAAAACUUCUGGGACAAAUUCAACUGACAAGGCAUAUAAAAGCCCCCUCACUUUUUUUGCUGCCUGGGAAUCCUGGGCAACACACAACUUUAUAGCUUUUUAUUUUUGUCUGAAAACCAGACUAUGAUUUUGGUCUCGCAUUUCAAAGUAGACUUUGAAUCUUUAGUGAGUUCCAUACCCUUGCAUUUCAGUGUUUCCUAUGUAUUAUUUUAAGUUAAAGCUUUGAAAUAGUUGAGCUUUUUAAUGUUGACACUUUAUUUUGUAACUAUUUAUAUGUAUGUAUAUCUUAGAAAAGCACUUUGUUUAAAAAAAAAAAGAGGAAAAAGAUAAAAAAAAAAAGAAACUGCGUUUUAUAUGAUUCCUGCCACUUGCUGCUAACUCUGGGCUGGUCAGAAUGCUGCAGCGAUACUUGAGAUAAAUAAAACCUGGCAGUAAAAUGUAGAGUAAAGAUAAGACCUUUUGCUGGUUUAACUUUAUCAUAAAGGUGACAUAGGCAAGCUGUGCAGCUUUACAUUUUAACCAGGGGACUCUGUGGCAUUUAAACCGUCUAGAAAUGGUUGUACUUUAAUGCCAGUAACAAUCUGCUUCCUCUAGUGUCAUUAAAAUAUAUACAUUUAGUGUAUACUUAUCACAAACAAAAAUCUUAUAAGGGUAUAAAAACCAACAAAUGUACAUGUUCUGUUUUUUGGCAAUUGUGGCAUGCGUUUUGGGGUGAUCUUUAGAGAAGACCAUUUUCUAAAGAUUUUCAGUGUUCAUACAUAGUAUGUGGAUCUUAACGAAAUCCUGGGUUUUUUGUUUGUUUUUGAUUGUAGGCAUUGUGAAUAUUCACUUUUAAUCCUAUAUCCAAAAACAAUGAUCUAUUUUUUGAUUUAAUACAACCAGAAAGCUCUUCCUUUUUCUGAUACACUGGAUUCUCUAGGAUUUGUUUCCAUAUGAAAAGCAUGCUGUCAUAACUGCUCUUGUCGAGAUCUCGUCAGUCUGAACGUAGGUGCCACACUUGGAAUCGAUGGGCUGCUUGUUCUGCUGUACCAUGUAUGACCCUCGUCCUUCCCCUCCCUCCAUGACAGAUGAUGAUGUGGCUUUAUAUUGUGCCUUACUUGUACAUCUAGAACUAAGUGUUUCUCAUUCCCUCUGAACUCGUCAAAGCUUCUGAGGUGGAGUCAGAGCUGACUGAAGCGUGCUGGAGCGAGUGCAGACAGGGCUGAUUUCAGUUUCUCUCACCAGUCCUUUCGUAUUUCUAUGGAAGACCAGUUUUUGAAUGGCCUUGCAAAACGUGGGGGUGCUCCUGAAGGGUGUUUUUAAACCCAAAGCCCCUUUUGCUAAUGCUUUUAUGGUUUAUUGAACACAUUUACUGAUAUUUGGUGAGUGCUUUAUGUUUUUUGGGAUGAGAGAGACUUACUACUAAAGCUGUGUUUACGUGUGGAUGGGCUGGAUUGUCUUAUCAUACCAGUUGAAAUCAUUGUGAUUUAAUAAAGUUGUAUUGCUGUAAAGCUGAUGUGAGAGUCAGGCUCAGCUGUGUUCAGUUCCUAAUUUAUAGGUUGACUAUUUUCCAUACUAAGAGGGCCAGGGAAAAGUUGGGUUUUUAAAAAAAAAAGCAAACAAACAAAAAACCAACCUAAAAUGGAUGAAAGGUCUUUUAACUAACCUAAAAGCAAACAGACACUUUGGAAAUGUAGAGGUGUCAGUUUAAAAUUUAUUUUUAAAAGACACCCCCCAAUAUUUAUCUAAUAUUUAUCUUGCCUUCAUUAAUGAAACAGCUUAUUCACAGCUAUAAUGACUGGAUGUGCUUUUCCAUAAAUCAUUUAAACAUAGCUAUUUUAUUUUAAAGAAGCUCUGAAGGGUUUUACUGGGAGAAUUUCCAAGGGUUGUAUCCAAGCUGCCUCCAGCAGAAAUAGCAAAUGCAGUCCUGUUCCUCAAACGUGCUUGCUUGUCUUCCUGAAAUUCUGCUGAGGCACAACCCAGUUCUGGACCGUGAAUGUCAGGAUCUGUAUUUGGCCUUGAGACCCGAGUUUCAAGAGUGCAUCUAAGCAUGAUUUGGUUUUCCUUUGAAGGUGGAAUCACCUAGUGGAGUGUGCUGCUAGAUGUGGUCUUGGCUUGCUGACACAGCCUUGCACACAGCUGAGGUUUAUUUUGUUUACCCCGGGGAUCGUGUGAAGUACAUUUCAAACAGUUGCUGCCUCGGUGACUGAUCCUUCUUGUAACUGUAUUAAGGGCAUUAGUCUGUUGAGAAAACACCACUCUUGAAUAUCUCCCAAUGUAAAUUGGGAUUCUUCGAUGUCAUUAAUCAAAGAUGGCACUUUCAGACUGUAUCUUCUUUGCAGCAAACAAAAAUCUCUGUCUUUCUCCAACUUGCAUUUCACGAUAUGCCAUGUUUUCCCUCCAGUGCUUCAAGAAGGUGUCUUUGCACUCUGGAUAUAAUCCUCAGCCUCUUAGACAUCCGUGAACUUCCAUGGGAGCAAAUACUGACUCUGAAUUUAUUGUUUUUUAACAAGCUGUGGAGCUAAAAGUGGAACCAGAGCUCUUUGAAGCCACACUUGCAUUUUUUUUUUGUUUCCCCCAUUUAAAAAAAUCCAAAAUUCCAAGCUUUUUAUAUAAUAUCAUUGUUCAGAGUUUUUCUGGAGUUUAAAGUAAUUUUUAGUUGGGUAUAUUUAAAGUCAAAUUUGGGUGACUUAACUACUGCUGUAGAGAAAACUUAUGGAUUAGAUUUGAUAUUGGAAAAAGCACAUCCCACCCUAUCUUGUAUUUAUCUUGUAAUGAUGGAUAUUCAUGCAUUUUGAUUGGAAUCAUCUACCUUACCAGAAUAUUAUAUAUCCAAGGAAAACUUCUUGCUCAGUAUUUGUAGUUGGGUGAACUCUUAAGGCUGAUGGCACAUGAAGAUGCAAAAAAAAAAAAAAAAAAGGCAUUUUAAACAAAACAUGGCAUCCUGUUCUGCCUGUGCUUGGGGUCAUGAUUGUAAUGCUGUCCUUGAUAUUCUAUAAUCAACUUCCAACUGGAGCUCAGUAAAACAUACUGAAAGUCUUGUCUCUGUUAGAAAAUAAAUUUACCUUGUUCAAAGCAUGAUCUGUUAAGAGUUGCAAUGUUAAAUGUUGGUUAAUAGUUGUGCAGUUUUUAUUUUUUUGAAAAGAGGCACAAUUAAACUAUUGACUUUGUUUACUCUGUCACCCUUGAUCCCUAGCACUUCUAUUCAGAUACAAAUUCAUCAAUGUAUGCAACAUCCUUUGUAAUUUAAAAUAAAAAUUGUGGAGGAAA
Messenger RNA from Taeniopygia guttata (zebra finch), 8077 nucleotides. It is a transcript of the gene CREBRF, whose product is annotated as CREB3 regulatory factor. Lineage: Eukaryota; Metazoa; Chordata; Aves; Passeriformes; Estrildidae. Gene Ontology annotation, cellular component: nucleus. Gene Ontology annotation, biological process: regulation of transcription by RNA polymerase II; response to unfolded protein. The record is from RefSeq and is a predicted model, not a curated record. Gene Ontology annotation, molecular function: RNA polymerase II transcription regulatory region sequence-specific DNA binding; DNA-binding transcription factor activity, RNA polymerase II-specific.